AUGUCAGCGAAGUUACGCCUGAAGAAGUUGGAGCAAUUGCUCGUGGACGGAACCCUUAAGAACGCAAAUUCACUGAGCGUCGAGACCCUUCUGGAUAUACUGAUAUGUUUGUACAACGAAUGCAGCAACUCUCAUUUGAAACGAGAGAAGCACGUGACCGACUUUCUGGAGUGGGUGAAGCCGUUCACCACCACCGUGAAGGAGAUGCGUCUGCACAGGGAAGACUUCGAGAUGCUCAAGGUGAUCGGCAGGGGAGCAUUUGGCGAGGUUGCGGUGGUGAAGAUGAAGAACACAGAACGUGUUUACGCCAUGAAGAUCCUGAACAAGUGGGAGAUGCUGAAGAGAGCCGAGACGGCGUGUUUCCGCGAGGAGAGAAACGUUCUGGUGAACGGAGACUGCCAGUGGAUCACCACCCUCCACUACGCCUUCCAGGACGACAACUUCCUGUACCUGGUGAUGGACUACUAUGUGGGCGGUGACCUCUUGACCCUGCUCAGUAAGUUCGAGGACCGUCUCCCAGAGGACAUGUCCAAGUUCUAUGUGGCAGAGAUGGUGCUGGCCAUCCACUCUAUACACCAACAACACUACGUCCACAGAGAUAUCAAGCCAGACAACGUGCUGCUAGACAUGAACGGCCACAUCCGGCUGGCCGACUUUGGCUCCUGCCUGAAGAUGAUGCAGGACGGCACGGUCCAGUCGUCUGUGGCUGUUGGCACUCCGGACUACAUUUCCCCUGAGAUCCUGCAGGCCAUGGAGGACGGCAUGGGGAAGUACGGCCCAGAGUGUGACUGGUGGUCCCUGGGGGUCUGUAUGUACGAGAUGCUCUACGGGGAGACGCCCUUCUAUGCCGAGUCCCUGGUGGAGACCUACGGCAAGAUCAUGAACCACGAGGAGCGUUUCCAGUUCCCCUCAAACAUCAGCGAUGUGUCGGAGGAAGCCAAGGACCUGAUCUCGCAUCUCAUCUGCGGCCGCGAGCGCCGCCUGGGCCAGAACGGUAUCGGCGACUUCAAGGACCACCCCUUUUUCGCUGGCAUCGACUGGGAUCACAUCCGCUACACCGAGGCGCCCUACAUCCCCGACGUCAGCUCGCCAUCUGACACCUCCAACUUCGACGUAGACGACGAUAUUCUUAAAAACCCGGACAUUGCCCCUCCAGUUACGCACACCGGCUUCACUGGCCAGCACCUGCCCUUCGUGGGCUUCACCUACACCACGGACAGCUGCUUCUCGGACUGCGGCAGCGUUAACAGGGCCGGCCUGUCCGACGGGGGCUCCCAGGAGGGCGGUCCCAGGGACCAGGAGAGGGAGCUAGGGGUGGAGGUUUUUGAGAGGAGGAUCCGCCGGCUGGAGCAGGAGAAGCAGGAGCUGAGUCGCAAGCUGCAGGAGUCCACUCAGGCUGUGCAGUCUCUCCACGGGCCGGGCCGCGGGGCCUGCACCCAGGGCCGAGACAAGGAGAUGAAGAAGCUCAACGAAGAGAUUGAGAGGCUCAAGAAGAAACUUGCAGACUCUGAUAAGCUGGAGCACCAGCUGGAGGAGGCGGUGACGCUGCGCCAGGACUUCGAGAUCUCCUCCUCCAAGCUGAAGACCAUGGACAAGCAGGUCAAAGCCCUGAGACUAGAGAAGGAGGAAAUCCACAAGCAACUGGUGGAGUCCCUGGAGCGCCUCAAGUCCCAGACCAAGGAGCUGAAGGAGGCCCACAGCCAGCGGAAGCUGGCCCUACAGGAGUUCUCUGAGCUGAGCGAGCGCAUGGCUGAGCUGCGUUCCACCAAGCAACGCCUCUCACGCCAGCUCCGCGACAAGGAGGAGGAGAUGGACGCUGCUGUGCAGAAGGUGGACGCAGUGCGCCAGGACAUCCGCAAGACUGAGAAGGCUCGCAAGGAGUUGGAGGCCCAGUUGGAGGAGGCCAAGGCGGAGGCAUCUAAGCAGCAUAAGCUGCGCAAGCACAGCGAGGUCUACUCCAAACAGCUGGAGAUGGAACUGGAGACCCUCAAGGUGAAGCAGCUGGGCAGCGCGUGCGGCAGCGGAAGCAGCAGCCCAGGGCUGCUUCAGGAGCUGUCCAAGGUAAAGUCGGAGCUGGACAAGAAGGUGCUGUUCUACGAGGAGGAGCUGGUGCGCCGCGAGGCCUCCCACACCAGCGAGCUCAAGGGCCUCCGGAAGGAGCUCCGCGACUCAGAGGGCCAGCAGCUCUCCCUUAACAAGGCGCUGCUCGUGCUCAAGGACAAGCUGGAGAAAGCCAAGAAAGAGAGGCAAACCGAGAUGGCGGAGGCAGUGGGCGCUCUGAAGGACAAGUACGACCGUGAGCGCAGCAUGCUGACCGUGGACAACAGCAAGCUGACCGCGGAGACCGACAGGCUGUGUACGUUUGUGGACAAGCUGACCGCUCAGAACCGUAAGCUGGAGGACGAGCUACAGGACCUGGUCUCUAAGAAGGAGAGCGUCGCUCACUGGGAGGCCCAGAUUGCCGAGAUCAUCCAGUGGGUGAGCGAUGAGAAGGACGCCCGCGGCUACCUGCAGGCCUUGGCCUCCAAGAUGACCGAGGAGCUCGAGUCACUCCGCUGCUCCAGCCUGGGCUCCAGACCCCUGGACCCCCUGUGGAAGGUGCGUCGCAGCCAGAAGCUGGACAUGUCGGCCCGUUUGGAGCUGCAGUCUGCCCUGGACGCCGAGAUACGGGCCAAGCAGCUGGUCCAGGAGGAGCUCCGCAAGUUCAAGGCCGCCAACAUCUCCUUUGAAAGCAAACUGAAGGAUUCCGAGUCCAGGAGCAGGGAGAUGGCGGAGCAGCUGGAGAGUAUGAAGAAGGACUUGGAGAGCCGCUCCCGCUCGGUCAAAGGGAUGAAACUGCCUGAUUUCCAGGACUCAAUUUUCGAGUACUUCAACACCUCUCCCCUGGCCCAUGACCUGACGUUCAGAAGCAGCUCUGUCAGCGAAAUUGACGCCGCGCCCCAGAAGUCCGACGUCCUCUCCUCGUCAAUCUCUGUGGCGUCCGAACAGGAUGAGCCAGUCCCCAAGCCCCCAGCUGCUGCCCCUGCCGCCCCGUCCCCUGUCUAUCAGACAUCGCUGCUGACCGCACCAAAGCCCAAAGCUCACCAGCUGAGCAUCAAGACCUUCUCCAGCCCCACCCAGUGCACCCACUGCAGCUCCUUGAUGGUGGGCCUCAUCCGCCAGGGCUACGCCUGCGAAGUGUGCUCCUUCGUCUGCCACGUGUCCUGUAAGGACAACGCCCCCCUGGUGUGCCCCAUCCCCCCCGAGCAGGCCAAGAGGCCGUUGGGCAUCGACGUACAGAGGGGCAUCGGCACCGCCUACAAGGGCUUUGUCAGGAUCCCCAAGCCCACGGGGGUGAAGAAGGGCUGGCAACGGGCGUACGCUGUGGUGUGUGACUGUAAACUCUUCCUGUACGAGGUGCCUGAGGGCAAGUCCACCCAGCCGGGCGUGGCGACCAGUCAGGUCCUGGACCUCAGGGGUGAGGAUUUUUCCGUCAGCUCCGUUAUGGCCUCAGACGUCAUCCACGCCACCCGCAAAGAUAUCCCCUGCAUAUUCAGGGUGACAUCAUCCCUGCUGAGCUCGCCAGUGUGCGCCGCCUCCCUACUGGUGCUGGCGGAGAGCGAGGCGGAGAAGAGGAAGUGGGUUGGCAUCCUGGAGGGCCUUCAGAGCAUCCUGGCCAAGAACCGCCUCAGGAACUGCGUGGUACACGUCAUGCACGAGGCCUACGACUCGUCACUGCCCGCCAUCAAGACCAUGCUCUCCGCCGCCAUCGUUGAUCGAGAGCGUAUCGCCCUGGGCACAGAGGAAGGCCUGUUUGUAGUGGAGGUCACCAGAGAUGUGAUCGUCCGGGCGGCUGACUGCAAGAAGGUGCACCAGAUCGAGUUGAUCCCAAAAGAGAAGAUGGUGGCCCUGCUGUGCGGACGCAACCGCCACGUGCACCUGCACCCCUGGGGGGCGCUGGAGGGGGCUGAGUCGGCCUUUGACAUCAAGUUGACGGAGACCAAGGGCUGCCAGGCGCUGACCACCGGCGUGCUGCGUCCCGGGGGACCAGCCUGCCUGCUGGCCGCCAUCAAGCGCCAGGUGCUGUGCUAUGAGAUCACCUGGGCCAAGCCGCACCACCGCAAGCUGUGGGAGGUGCAGGCCCCGGGGGUGGCCCAGUGGCUGGGCAUGGUGCGCGAGCGCCUGUGCGUGGGCUACCCCUCGGGCUUCGCCCUGCUGGCCCUCCAGGGUGAGUCAUCGCCCGUAAGCCUGGUGAGCCCCGGGGACCCGUCGCUGGCCUUCCUGGCCCAGCAGCCCCUGGACGCGCUGCACGCCCUGGAGGUGGGCACGGCCGAGCUGCUGCUCUGCUUCAGCCAGCUAGGCAUCUAUGUGGACCCCACAGGAAGGAGGAGCAGGGCCCAGGAACUGAUGUGGCCUGCCACGCCGCUAGCCUGUAGCUCCAACUCGUCUUACCUGACGGUGUACAGCGAGUACGGAGUGGAUGUGUUUGACAUCCACACUACCGAGUGGGUCCAGACCAUUUCACUGAGGAAGAUAAGGCCUCUAAAUGUGGAGGGCAGUCUGAACCUGCUGGGCUCCGAACAACCACACCUCAUCUACUUCAGCAACAACUCCACAGAAGGUGACCUGUCCAUCCCGGAGACGUCUGACAACAGUAAGAAGCUGAUGAUGAGGACGCGCAGCAAGAGAAAGUUCCUCUUCAAGGUCCCCGAGGAGGAGAGACUUCAGCAGAGGAGAGAGAUGCUGAGGGACCCUUGAGCUGAGGUCCAAGAUGAUUCUCUAACCCAAUCAACUUCAACCACGUUGGCACACAUGGGCCCCGGCGAC
Messenger RNA from Salvelinus sp. IW2-2015, 4806 nucleotides. It is a transcript of the gene cdc42bpb, whose product is annotated as CDC42 binding protein kinase beta (DMPK-like). Gene Ontology annotation, molecular function: ATP binding; protein serine/threonine kinase activity. Gene Ontology annotation, biological process: peptidyl-threonine phosphorylation; actomyosin structure organization. Lineage: Eukaryota; Metazoa; Chordata; Actinopteri; Salmoniformes; Salmonidae. Gene Ontology annotation, cellular component: cytoskeleton; cytoplasm. The record is from RefSeq and is a predicted model, not a curated record.